Molecule: messenger RNA, 305 nt
Organism: Thalassophryne amazonica
Lineage: Eukaryota; Metazoa; Chordata; Actinopteri; Batrachoidiformes; Batrachoididae
Product: alpha-1,3-mannosyl-glycoprotein 4-beta-N-acetylglucosaminyltransferase B-like
Exons: 3
Biological process (GO): protein N-linked glycosylation
Cellular component (GO): Golgi stack; endoplasmic reticulum; endoplasmic reticulum-Golgi intermediate compartment
Molecular function (GO): acetylglucosaminyltransferase activity
Source: RefSeq, a predicted model, not a curated record
GUUCCAGCUCAGACCCACACAUGUUCCUCCAGCCCAUCUUGUCCAUGUACUUGCCUCACCUCAGAGACCAUCCGGACAGCAUCAAACCCAAUGUCCUCCUGAGCCAGGGACGCUGUGGAGUGUCCCUCGUACUCGGCGUUCCAACAGUGAAACGUGCGAAGCAGAACUACCUCAUCAACACGCUCAGCUCUCUUCUUUACAACCUGACGCCUGCCCAGCGCCACGAUCUGCUCAUCAUCAUCUUUGUUGCUGAGACAGAUUCAGACUAUGUGAGCAGCAUCACCGAGGCUGUGAGGAAGAAGUGA